Molecule: messenger RNA, 2733 nt
Organism: Caenorhabditis remanei
Lineage: Eukaryota; Metazoa; Nematoda; Chromadorea; Rhabditida; Rhabditidae
Exons: 4
Coding region: 1-2733 (910 amino acids)
Biological process (GO): regulatory ncRNA-mediated gene silencing; mRNA catabolic process
Cellular component (GO): nucleus; cytosol; RISC complex
Molecular function (GO): nuclease activity; RNA binding
Source: RefSeq, a predicted model, not a curated record
AUGACUGACACCGGCUCGCCAACUGUUCCACCACCAGCCUCCUCGACAACGUCCCCGGUUCGUCGUGGACUCGUCAAAUCCGUGCUCUCCGGCGACGCCGUCAUUCUUCAAGGACAGCCACAAAACGGACCACCACCAGAGUGGACUGUAUAUCUGAGCAACGUGUCGGCACCGCGACUCGGCCGCCGUCCAACCGAUUCGAGCAGCGCCACUCCAGACGAGCCGUACGCGUGGGAGUCGAGAGAGCACUUGAGAAAGAAGAUUGUCGGGCAGUUUGUCACAUUCGUUCGGGAUUUCACAGCGAGUUCCGGACGCGAUCAUGGACGUCUGUAUUUGGGUGGAACGAGUCCCGCUGAUGCGGAGAAUGUCACCAAAGAAAUGGUUUCGGAGGGUCUUCUAGAAGUUCGUCAAGGAAAAAUCACUGAUGAAUACACCACAGAGCUUCUCGAGCUUCAAGAGCAAGCAAAAAGCGCGGGACGCGGAAAAUGGAGCUCCAACGCCGGAACCAUUCGCGAUAUCAGAUGGGCUAUCGAUAAUCCACGCGAGCUCGUCGACAAAUACGCCCAGAAGCCCGUUGACGCAGUUAUUGAGAUGGUUCGUGACGGGUCCACUGUUCGUGCGUUCCUUCUGCCAAAUUUCGAGUACAUCACUCUCCAACUCUCCGGUGUUCGCGCCCCAUCCACCAAGAACCCCACAGCACCAGAUUCCCGCGCGGAGCCAUUCUCAGAGGAGGCCAAGUUCUUCGUCGAGUCGAGACUUCUUCAGCGUGACGUGCAGAUCAUUUUGGAGUCGACAUCGAACCAAAACUUUGUCGGAUCUAUUGUUCAUCCAAAGGGAAACAUCGCCGAGUCGCUUCUCCGCGAGGGAUACGCUAAGUGUGUCGACUGGAGCAUCGGAUUGGCCACAGGAGGAGCACAGAAGCUUCGUGACGCUGAAAAGCAGGCAAAGGAGAAGAGACUCCGCUUGUGGAAGAGCUAUCAGCCAACUUCUAGCGCCUACUCUGGAGAUCGCAAGGCUUUCACCGCUAAAGUCACCGAGGUUAUCCUUUCCGACGCAGUUGUAGUGCAAAAGGAGGAUGGAAGCGAGUUGAAACUCCAUCUCUCCUCAAUCAGACUUCCAAGAGAGACAGGAGACGAUAAGCAACCUUCAGUAGGCCGUCAAUUCCGUCCACUCUACGAUGUGCCAUUCAUGUUCCAAGCUCGUGAAUUCCUCCGAAAGAGAAUUCUCGGCAAGAAGGUUCAAGUGCAAAUCGACUACGUUCAACCGAAAUCCGACACCUUCCCAGAGAAGACGUGCGCCACUAUCAAGAUCGGAGACCUCAAUAUCGCCGAAGGACUCGUGAGCAGAGGACUGAGCAAGGUCGUCCGUCAUCGUGCUGAUGAUGAGAACAGAGCGUGCGAAUACGACACUCUUUUGGCUGCCGAGGCUAACGCUGAGAAGGGAAAGAAGGGAUUGUUCGCUGAUAAGACUGCCGAGAAGAAGGAUACGUUGAGAAUCCAGGAGAUUACUGGAGACCUCGCCAAGGCUAAGCAGUUCUUGCCAUAUUUCCAGAAGGGAGGAAGAGCCGAAGGAGUCGUCGAAUUCCUCUCCGGCGGAUCCCGUCUCCGUAUCUACAUCCCAAAGGAGACCGUCCUCAUCACCCUUCUCCUCGGAGGUAUCAACUGUCCAAAGGGAGCUCGUGUCGGACCAGGAGGUGUCACCAUGGGAGCCGCCGAGCCAUUCGCCGAUGAGGCCGCUGCAUUCACUCGAAAACUUGUGCUCCAGCAUGAGGUCCAAUUGGAGGUGGAGAGCACCGAUAAGAAUGGAAACUUUGUUGGUUACUUGUUUGUGUCUCCAGACGGAAACACCUCCAGAGCAAUCAACUUGAGCGAGGCUCUCGUCGAGGCUGGACUCGCUUCCCUUCACUUCACCGCUGAGCGCUCCGGACACUAUAAUGCUUUGUUGGCUGCUGAGAAUAGAGCUAAGAAGGCGAAGAAGAACAUCUGGGCGAACUACACCGAAGAGCAACAACAGGAGGAAGUUGAAGUACAGCAAGCGGAUACAUCAGAGCGCAAGCAGAACUUCCGCCAAGUCGCCGUCACUGAUAUCGCUCCAGGAGCUCUUCGAUUCUCCGCUCAGAAUAUUGAGGAUGGAGCGAAGAUUGAGAAGAUGACUACCGAGAUGAGACAAGCCAUCGCCGAGCAUCCGCCACUCGCCGGGUCUUACACACCGAAACGUGGUGACUUGUGUGUCGCCAAGUUCUCACAGGAUGGACAAUGGUAUCGUGCGAAGGUUGAGAGUGUUCGUGCCGGACAAGCCGAGAUUCUCUACAUCGACUACGGAAAUCGCGAGAGUGUCGAGGCGGCGAAACUCGCUCAAAUUCCAGCUGGAUUCGGUUCGCAGCCAGCCGGUGUCAAGGAAUACAACUUGGCGCUUGUGAAACUGCCGAAUGAGGACUACCUGGAGCUCACUUUGCAAGCCUUUGCUCACUAUUUGUUCGGACAAUCUUCAGUGUUCGUCAACGCAGAGUACAAGGUUGGAACCUCCGAUUAUGUCACUGUCUACUUUGACAGUGGAAACAAGAAGAUCGACAUCGGAAAAGCGCUCAUCGAAGAGGGACUCGCACUCGCCGAUGAACGUCGUGAGCCACGUCUCCAAACGAUUGUCAAGGACUACAAGAGCACCGAGGCAGCCGCAAAGAAAGGACGAAAGAACAUUUGGGAGUACGGAGAUUUCACCGGAAACGACAUCUAA